Molecule: messenger RNA, 676 nt
Organism: Naegleria gruberi
Lineage: Eukaryota; Heterolobosea; Eutetramitea; Acrasida; Naegleriidae
Product: protein kinase
Exons: 2
Coding region: 1-654 (217 amino acids)
Biological process (GO): protein phosphorylation
Molecular function (GO): protein kinase activity; ATP binding
Source: RefSeq, a predicted model, not a curated record
AUGAAUAUUCACCAUUCAAAUAUUCUUAAGGUUAAUGACUUUUUUAUUAGUAAGGAUCAAUUGUUGUGUAUUGAUAUGGACUUUUAUGAAUUGGGAGAUUUGGUUCAAUUGACCAAAGAUGAUUCUACAUGUUCAGAACAGAUAUUAUUGCAAAUCAUUUUCCAAAUGUGUAGCGCUCUUGAUUAUAUUCACAGCUCAAUGAAACUCAUCCACAGAGAUAUCAAACCAUCCAAUAUUUUUGUAAAGAGUUUAGAUAAGGAUAAUAUUGAAAUAGUUAUUGCAGAUUUUGGAUUGGCCAAAGCAAAUCAAGGUUCUACCAAUAAUUCAUAUGCUGGCACUCCUCUAUUCAUGUCACCUGAAUUGGGAUAUGGUGGCAAGUAUUUCUAUAACACUGAUAUUUACAGUUUAGGUGUAACUAUUUAUCAAAUAAUAACUAAGGACACUUUUACAUCAAUUAGUCAACUCUAUGUCACUAAGGAUCAAAAGGAAGUUUCACAAUUAUUAAAGAAGAAAAUGGAAGAGCCUGGUCAAUAUUCUCAAUAUAUCAUUGACUUGACUUUAUCAAUGUUGGAAAAGGACAGUGCCAUCAGACCUCAAGCACAGGAUAUUUUGAAUAAUUCAGUUUUUGACCAAUUAAGAAGAAGGAGAAGAUGAUCUAAUUAAAAAUUAUCUUUUC